Molecule: messenger RNA, 1902 nt
Organism: Aspergillus aculeatinus CBS 121060
Lineage: Eukaryota; Fungi; Ascomycota; Eurotiomycetes; Eurotiales; Aspergillaceae
Product: cytochrome P450
Exons: 4
Coding region: 406-1902 (498 amino acids)
Molecular function (GO): heme binding; oxidoreductase activity, acting on paired donors, with incorporation or reduction of molecular oxygen; monooxygenase activity
Source: RefSeq, a predicted model, not a curated record
AUUACGGCUCAUGCUUUUAUUGUGAACAUGCCCAGUCGUAACAUACUUAGCUUGGAAUUGGCCAAGAUCCGACUUUGGCAGAAUUGCCAAGAUGACUCAGGAAAGCCCACCUGCGCUAUGAGCAAGAUGAUGGUUGGAGUUGAAGUGCAUACUCGAGCACCAGCUUUUGCCCCUGCGGAGAAAGUGUGCCCCAGACUGUUACCACUGCUUAUCAGUAGUCGGCCAGGAAUCGAUCCAACUCUUUUUAGGGCUUUCCAGGAUGACCACCGUAAGUUGUGGGCUAAGUGGGGUUUCUGACCAUCAGCCUGUGUACCUGCAUGCAGGUUGUGUCAGAAAUGACCAAAUAAAAGAACUCGAGCUGAUCUCCACCCGCAGUAAGGUGGUUUUACUGCACACCCGCCCAUCAUGUACACUUACAGUGUCAUCGCUCUCACGCUGGUGAGCUAUGUCCUCUGUCAAGGCAUUUACAACCGCUACUUCCAUCCACUCCGCGCAUUUCCCGGUCCUUUCUGGGCCUCGGUGUCCGACUUCUUCAAACUCUGGAUUCUGCACACCAAGCAGGCCCACACUCUGGGUCUGGAAUACCAUCAAAAGUAUGGGAGCAUUGUACGCGCUGCCCCGAACCUCUUGGCAGUUGAUGAUCCGAUGCUCCUACCGCUCAUCUACCAUCGGCGAGUAGACAAGACCGAUGUCUAUACCGUAGGCGUGCUCGGUGAAAUAGCUCCACCUUCUCAAACUCUCAAACACGAAGAGCAUGCCAUCAAGCGCAAGAGGGUUGCCGCCUCUUUCACCUUGACCAACCUGAAGCAUCUCGAAGGGCAGGUCGAUGAGCGCAUCGUGCAGUGGACUCAUAUUUUGACGCAGCGGUUUGUGGAGACGGGCGAAGAACUGGACUUUGCUGCCUGGUCCCAAUGGUUUGCGUAUGACAUGAUUUGCCAACUCUCCUUUGGCGAGCCCAUCGGAUUCGUUAGCCAGGGGCGCGACGUGGAGAACUUGAUCGCGAAUUUCCAUCAGAUGGCCCCGUUUGCCGCGGUUGUGGGAGCAUUGCCCUGGCUCGCACGCCCAUUCCUGGAGAAUCCCAUCACGAGAAGGUUUUUCAUGCCUAAGCCGGGUGAUGGGUCGGGGACGGGGAAAAUCAUGGCUUUUCGUGAUCGGCUGCUGGCAGAUCGACUGAAUAACCCUCAGGCCCACAAGCAAGGGGACUUCCUGGACAAUAUUCUGAGCGCAACCAACCCGGAUGGGACCCCGAUCACGCUCGAGGAGGUCAAGACCGAGUGUUUCGUGCUCAUGGUCGCAGCCUCAGACACCACCGCCGCUUUCUUCUGUGGCUUUGUGCGUUAUGUCCUUGAGACGCCUGGGGUAUAUGAGCGACUGGUGGCGGAGAUCGACGAGUACGACCAGCGCGGCGACCUCACCUCCCCGGUGCCACGAUACGACGAGAUCAAAGAUAUGCCCUACUUCACAGCCUGCUACAAGGAGACCAUGCGCUAUCAGCCGUCGACCCCGAUGAUCAUUCCGCGCUACGUGUCUCCGGGGGGUCUCACGCUGCACAACCAGCAUAUCCCCGCCGGGACGGAGAUUGGAGCCAACCCGUAUGUGGUGCACCGGAAUCGCCGCGUCUUUGGGGAGGACGCUGAUGUCUUCCGUCCGGACCGCUGGCUGGUGGCCGAUCCGGACCAUAUCGCCCUGAUGGACAAGUGUAUUCUGACCUGGGGAUACGGGACGCGCAUUUGCCUAGGGAAGAACAUCGCCCUGCUGGAGACGUAUAAGCUGCUUGUCCAGUUCUUCCGCCUGUUCAGACCCCAGAUCAAUAAUGGGGCACGACCCAUCUGGAAGCAGGAAAACCUGGCGUUGUUGGUUCAUCACAAUUUCUGGAUCAAGAUUGCGAGCAGAAAGCAUUAG